This is a messenger RNA of Suncus etruscus (white-toothed pygmy shrew), 1975 nucleotides long. RefSeq names its product carnosine dipeptidase 1 (gene CNDP1). The transcript is spliced from 12 exons. Lineage: Eukaryota; Metazoa; Chordata; Mammalia; Eulipotyphla; Soricidae. Gene Ontology annotation, molecular function: dipeptidase activity. Gene Ontology annotation, cellular component: cytosol. The record is from RefSeq and is a predicted model, not a curated record. Bases 169 to 1704 code for a protein of 511 amino acids. Gene Ontology annotation, biological process: proteolysis.
UCCGUGCUUGGAGCCGCACUGUCUGUUUGAGCGUCUUUGUGUCCCCAUGAAAGGGCCACUGUCUGGCCUGUGUAGCCUAGAAGGGGCACAGGCGGGCUUGCCCAGACCCAGAGUGACCUGGCACUCGGCUGUUGAGCUCGGGGACUGUUGAGGCAACGCUGCUCUGGCAUGAUGGACCCCGCACUGGGACGAAGGGCAGCCUCCCUCCUGACCCUGCUGCUGCUGCUGGAUGGUCACAUGCUGUCCCCACCGUCCCCACCUUCCCCAAUGUCCGGACUGCUGGGGCUGGUCAGUGAGUACCUGGACCAACACCAGGAUGAGCUGGUGCAGACCCUUCGGGACUGGGUGGCCGUGGAGAGCGACUCCGUGCAGCCCGUGGCCCGGCUGCGGCAGGAGCUAGCCCGGAUGAUGGAGCUGGCGGCAGAGCACCUGAGGGGCCUCGGUGCCCGUGUGGAGCUGGUGGACACAGGCUCUCAGCAGCUGCCAGACGGUCAGCACCUCUCAAUACCACCUAUCAUCCUGGCGGAGCUGGGGACUGACCCCAAGAAACCCACCGUGUGCUUCUAUGGACACCUGGACGUGCAGCCAGCCCGGCGUGAGGAUGGGUGGUUCUCGGACCCCUACAUGCUCACCGAGGUGGAUGGAAAGCUGUAUGGACGUGGAGCCACAGAUAACAAAGGCCCGGUUCUAGCCUGGAUCAAUGCCGUGGGUGCUUUUGGGGCCCUGGGCCAGGAUCUCCCCAUAAAUGUCAAGUUCGUCCUGGAGGGGAUGGAGGAGGCUGGCUCCGUGGCCCUGGAGGAGGUGGUGCAGCGGGAGCGUCUUGGCUUCUUCGCCAGUGUAGACUACAUCGUCAUCUCUGACAACCUGUGGUUGAGCCGGACCAAGCCAGCACUGACCUACGGCUCACGAGGGAACAGCUACUUCACAGUGGAGGUAAAGUGCAGGGACCAGGACUUCCACUCUGGAACCUUCGGGGGCAUCCUGCAUGAGCCCAUGGCUGACCUGGUGGCCCUCCUGGGGAGCCUGCAGGACUCAUCAGGCCGCAUCCUGGUUCCCGGCAUCUAUGAGCACGUGGCCCCGCUGACAGAGAAGGAGAAGCAGAUGUAUGAGGCCGUGGAGCUGGACCUGGAGGAGUAUCGUAAUAGCAGCCGUGUGCGCCGCUUUCUCUUCGACACCAAGGAGGACCUGCUGAUGCACCUGUGGCGGCUCCCGGCUCUCUCCAUCCAUGGUGUGGAGGGCGCCUUCAAUGAGCCGGGCACCAAGACCGUCAUCCCGGGCUGCGUUACUGGCAAGUUCUCCAUCCGGCUCGUCCCUGACAUGGAUGCGUCGGUGGUGGAGAAGCAGGUGAGACAGCACCUCGAGUCAGUCUUCUCCCAGAGGAACAGCUCCAACCAGCUGGCAGUAUCCAUGGUGCUGGGCCUGCCACCGUGGAUUGCUGAUGUUCAGGAUGGCCAGUACCUGGCCGCAAGAAGGGCCAUUUGCACAGUGUUUGGGAUGGAACCAGACAUGAUCCGGGAUGGGUCCACCAUCCCCAUCGCCAGGAUAUUCCAGGACCUUCUAAAGAAGAGCGUGAUGAUGCUUCCCCUGGGCGCGGCCGAUGACGGGGAGCACUCCCAGAACGAGAAAAUCAACAGGUGGAACUACAUUGAAGGCUCCAAGCUUUUUGCGGCCUUUUUCCUGGAGCUGGCCAAGCUGCAUUCCUGAUGGGACGUGAUCCCCGGGGCAGAACCACCCCAUGUAUAUGCACAGCAAAUGCCAGUUCUGCCCAUUUGAAAAAUCUCUGAGGGAGUUGCUCCAGUGAGGAGAGGCUGUCACAGGACAGCAGGGCCCAGCAUCUUGCCUGUUGUGAUCAUGCCAUUUUCCCAAGUUUUCCUAUUAUCUCCUUGGCCAGGUCUGCCCGCAGACAUCCUCAGGGUGAAUACUGCCCCGUCUGGCUUUCGAGUCCUCUAGUGCUCAGGAGCCAGGAGCAGCAAGC